Messenger RNA from Acytostelium subglobosum LB1, 681 nucleotides. RefSeq lists its product as hypothetical. The record is from RefSeq and is a predicted model, not a curated record. NCBI's taxonomy places the organism in Eukaryota, Evosea, Eumycetozoa, Acytosteliales, Acytosteliaceae. The transcript is spliced from 2 exons. The coding region runs from base 1 to 681 and encodes 226 amino acids.
AUGACAGACGUUUCAUCUGGCAUCUGCACAAAACUCUUCUUCAAUCCAACUAGAUUCAUCGCAGGUUACGACGCUGUCAACAAUAUUGUCUACGCGCCAGUAUCGCCUGGAGUGACUGGCACUUCAGAUCUCCUCAUUGAGGACUUUGGAAAGUCGAUUGAGCGCUAUGUUACAUUUGGCAAUCUCAUGACAGGCGUGGCUUAUGGCGCCUACGAUAAGCACUCUCAGACCUACUACAUGGUUAUCAACUCGGACUACGAAAUGCCUGGCUUCACACUUGCCAAGUACUCCAUUGUUCACAAUAACUUCACACUCCAUAAUCUCACAUUCGACUUCCCUCUUCCAUCAGUCAAGGAAGUGUUUGUGUACAAUUCCAUUGUGUACGUUGGCGUCCAUUCGGUUGCCGAUAGCUACUAUGGCCCUAUUUCAUUUGGCGUGGCCAACCUCGACACCAAUGAGGUCAAAGUGAUCUUCCAUAUUGACAAUGCCUUCACCUAUCAGGGCAACAUGUGCACGUUCACUCUCGAUCACCAAUCUGGAUACCUCCUAGUACUGACAACCUUCCAAGUACAAGGGGAAUUCACUGAAUACUUCAUCAACCUCGAGACCUACGAGGUAACAACACAUGUAGUCUCCUGGCCGGCGGACAAAUACACUCCCUGGAUGUGCUUUGCUUCGUAG